Molecule: messenger RNA, 228 nt
Organism: Cylicocyclus nassatus
Lineage: Eukaryota; Metazoa; Nematoda; Chromadorea; Rhabditida; Strongylidae
Source: the annotation of a GenBank genome assembly
AUGGCUGAGCGCAUUCGACGAGGGCAGAAGUACAACAGAAUUGUGGAAAUUGGCGAUGCUGCACAGAAAAAUCUAGACCAGGUGAAAAGAGAGCGUAAUGUGAAAUUUUUGCCAAUCAAAUGCAUGAGGGGACAUCAGGAUCGCCGUAUAGACCGCUACAGAUAUUUACGUCGUGACAAAGCCGACAUCGAAAGGCAAGAGUUGCAAGAAGGCUUGAAAAAUGGUUGA